AUGUUCCAGGUGAAUAUAUUCGAAAAAGCUAACACCCUGUCAGGAGCGUCAAAUGACUACCGAAUGAAGGUGAGUCACUCACUCGGCUUCCUGUUUUUCAUGCCGAGCUCUUGCUCCUUCUCCCUUCCUCUCUUUCUUUUCCUCACAUACAUAAUAAGCACAAUUAGGUUUUGCUGAAAAAAAAUCUUUUCUCCAGCGUUGUACUUGAUUUACCCGCUUCUUGAAAUUGCAUACUUAUUGGAAUGAGGGUAGGAAUAAGAACAGAAAGAGAGAGAGAGAGAGAGUGAGCAGAAACACAAGCGAAAUAACAAUAAUAUUUACGAGGAUUCCUUGAAAAGACUCAGGACUCAAGGUCGAUAAUCCCCCGUUUCUAUUCAUCCGACCCCCACCUUUUGGCUGUGUUUUCUUCGUUCUCUUAAACGGUUCAUUAUAGAUUCAGCACUAAAAUUUCUGAAAAUGCGCAUAUCUCUCUUCAGUUGGCUCUAUUUUUCUUUGAGUUCUGCCUAAAAUGCUUGUGGGGGUGGCUCGGCCAGAACGAAAAUACGAAUGAGGCCAGUGGAGCAGCAAAAAACGCUGGAAACACAAUUUCGUUUGCUGUUUUCGUUUGCUUUCUCUUGGUUUCGCCUAUUUUCUAUCUUUUUUCUUUUGCUUGUCACGCAAACGGUUAGAACGCCAAUAAGAGUUGAGCGGAAUUCCGUAUUCCGCUUUCCGUCAAAAUGUUUCAUUUCGUCUUCCGGUUUCCGCUUUUCCGAAUAAUCUAUUCCGUUCAACUCUAUCUUCCCAAAAAAUAAGCUUUUCUGAUUUUUACGUCUAAAUUCCAAAAUUGUUUUUGCUCUACAUAGCUUUAGAUCGGAUUUAUUCAUGUUUUCGCAAUAAUCCCUUCCGAAAUUGUGCGUAGUUAUCUUCGAAACGACGUCAAAAUCAGAAGAAUCUCUUUCGAAAAAUCAAAGAACCAACCUUGUGGUUUCCGCUUCAAAUAGCUGGUGGUUUUGACGUGUUUGAGAUGGGCGCAAAACCGAGAGAAGACACAUAAUUAAUGACGACGACACAUGCUAUCGUGCAGUUGAUCUAUUUGCCAUUUCUGGAAAAAAAAGAACCAGUUUCUCUCAAACUCCAUCCAAUUUUAGUUCAUCGAUGUUAUCAGAAUGUACAUAACCGUCAUCCAUUCGCCCCGUUUCCUUACAUUUUUACCAUUCCAAUCGACAAACAAGACCAUCAAUGACGCUGAUUGUUCUUGCUCUCGCUCUUACUCUCAUUCUUAUCACCAUUUCACCGCUUUCCGGCGAGUUUUCCAAAAAUCAAUGGAAGUAAUGAAAUAAAAUGUAAAUCGGCACCUGGUUAAUCCGCCGAUUAUCCACUAUGAUGUCACUUGUUCCCUUCUCAUUUCCCCUUCCUUUUUGCAAGUUUUACCGUCAAGCUGCUCGAACGAAUGGGUUUAAUUUCACUUCUCUCACAAGACUUCAAUUCCCUCAAGUCUGACCCCUUUUCACUUUGAAGACGUCUUGAAGACGGAUGGUAAAAAAAUAAAAGAAGGGGAAGAAAAAAAGUUCGCAUCACCAUGAGGGUCCUUUCUCUCUCUCUCUUUUGUGCUCAUCUGAUCUUUGAUGUUGGUCGUUUUCCGGUCGGCACGCGCGAAAAUCUGAUUCUCAAUUCACUUCAUACCCCUCCCAACUGAAAAGGCUAUCAUUUGCAGCUGAUUUUGAUAUGAGAGCUCAUGGCACAUGCGUAUUUCCUGUUUUGCGAUGCGGAAGGCUCCGGUUGGGAGACCGAAAUAAACCUUUUUCCCCCUCCUCCUUUUUCUUCUUCGUCUUCUUCUUCCUCUUCCCAUAUUGCGACGAAAGGUCGCUGGAUUGUUGUAGUCUUCGUCGUCGCUUCUCUCAAGAGCGGUGCGUAGGCGGCAAGUGGGAUUAGGAACUGGCACUUUUUAGAUUACACGAGUUUCUUGAGCGGAUAUGGAUGAUGAUGGCGAUGUGAACGUGAGAGUGAACAGCUGACGGGAGGAAUUAAGCGGAUAAGAGUACGAAGUUCGUUUGCGAGCCAGAGAGCCAGAGCCAGCCAGCCAAAUCACCGUUUCACCCCAUAAUCAGAGCAGUUCUGAGCAUUCGCGGGAUUUUGGCGCCAGAAUUCUCUUGUGCGCUUGGACUUUUGACACAUUUGCAAUUCUGAUAGGACCCAAACCUUACAGACUUCUUAGGCUCAAAUUAAAGUAUCUUUGGUCCAAGUAAUAGCUCUAUCGUAACAUCUGGUCCCGAGAAAUAGUCAAUUAGGGCACGGAAGCCCUGGUUUUUGCGAGAAGCGCUGUAUCGGCUCUGAAUUACUAUAUCUCCGGUCCCGAUAAUCCGAUCGGUCUGAAACUUAAACCCACAAUACUUUAAUGCAAGUCUAAGAAGACUGCUGGCUCUCGAAAAUCUCGGGCCGGCUAACUGCCCAGCCCUUACUCACACGGACACUUUUCCCACGGUUCCUACUAAGAGUAAAAAGUUGAGAGAGCCCUCGUGCGUCACUAUUCACAAUGAUCGUAAUGAUUUCCUAUUCUCAUAUCCUUUCCAUUUUGAGCCCCCCGACUGACGAUAUGAGCUCUCGAUGGAGUCCUUGACACGAAAAGAGCGCCAUCUCGAAUGGGUUGAGUCAGAGCUGCAAGAGCUUACGCUCUGCCCUUUCAGUCCCUUUCACAUUGAAAAAUUCACCCUUUGCUAAUGAGGUGGGUGUACUUAGUACCCUCAUUUUAGUGUCGUUUUCAAAUUGGCUUGCUUUAGUUUCGUUGUGGCAGGAAUAGGCUUGUCUGAAAAACACUGGAGAAGCUGAUACAAUUGACUUAUCUUGUUGUUUGUGUCAAUUUCCCUUUUCCGCGAACUAUUCAAGUUUUCCCUCCCGUUUUCUUUUCCGUAUUUCUCAAGGACUCGUUCACAUGCAGUUGUUCUUGACAACCGACAUUCGCCUCCAUAUUCCCUUUUAGUGGUGCCCGUUUUAUGCUCGCUAUAAAAAGGCGGUUGCUACUUCUACUUCCUCGAAGUGCUGCUGCUGUUGCUGAGUCGUUCUGAAAAGCACGAGUGCUUUGCCUAAUACGAUCAUGCGCUUUUCCUGUGCGGAUUGGAUUAUGGGCGCGAGAGAGGGGGGGCCCCGGGGCCUGAAAGACUCUGCCUUCGGGGCACGAGCACACUUUGGUUUUGGAUAUGGAGCGCUCGCGCGAAGCUCACGUAACGGCGCCGUUUAUGAUUAACUAGAAUAGUUUUCGUUUUUCGUGGAAUUUGUGCUCAGCAGACAGACAGACCAUGAUCAGCUCACUAGUUGUUUUUCAGUUUUCUGGUAGGAAACAGGGUUUGGGGACUGCUCUCGUGUUCUCAUGUUGAUGGAGACCAUAAAAUAGAAAAUAGAAGGGAGCGGAUGAGAGACGGCUCGGCUGUUUCAGUUCAGUAUUUUCGAUUCUUCAACCCAGCGCAGACAUCAGACAGAAUUCGAUUCCCCUGAGAUUGCGGAGUGCGUGAGCAUGUACCAGUAACCUGAUGAAAUCCUUUUUAUAGAAAGUUCUUUAUGAGCUGUCCAAUGAUAUACCCAGCUUUCGCGAUUGGUCGACUCCGCCCAUUCUAGCCUUAUAACUGAUAGGCUCGCCAUUCAUUUAUCUCAAUACUCCAACAAACAAUCUUUGUAGCUUCUAGCUCCUGCUGCUUGUUGACCAAAGGACAUAAAUCCGAGGAAUGAAGGGCGCCUAAUAAACCAUAAAUUGUUUGUGACCGCUUGUUUUCCAUGCCCCUUUUUCGGCUUCCAUGAUCCUUGGUUUCCUUUUUGGCAACAAGAGGCUGAAAUAAAAGUCAAACAAACCCCCCUCGUAGGCCUCCACUUGUCGGAAACAAAGAGCGGAUGAUGAUGACGGCGCUGAGCCUUCUUAGAGCUUUGUCACGAGAUCCUUUUUUGGAGAGGGGGCCCUCUCAGCCACAGCUCCGGCUCUUCCUUCUCUCUUUAUGUCAUGCAUAUAUGUCAGUGAAGAGGGUCCCCUUCUCUUUUUUCUUCUUCUCCUUUCGGGGCCCUCUUCUGGCGGCUCAGAUAUUGCCUUCAGGCAUUUUUCUGUUUUCAUCCGCUUCUCUGCUCUUGCUCCGCCGGAACCUAGAUAGUGCAUGCGUGGCGGAGCCGUCAGAAAACGGCGAGUCGGCGACUGAAGGCGAUUCUCUUGCUCUCCCCUCUCAAACACGCACGUCAUCCAACGAGAGAGUGCUUGCAGAUGCGCUAUCGAUCCGAAGACGGCGAGAAGACGACGGCGACGGCGACGCGGGCCCGCCUCUUCAACUCGGCGGUGGCCUGCCAUCGAGCAGCUCGCACCACUCUUCGGCCCUCAUACGGGAUGGGCAUGUGGCGAGCCGUUGCGCUGCUCGCUUGCCUUACUGCCACCACACAUGCCGCCCUCUUCACAGGUGAGUCCUACUGUAGGUUGGUGGGUAUCAAAUUGUUCUGUCUUUGUUAUGAUUCUGACUUUGAAAAUACAAUUUUUCCUAAAUAUAAUCGUCUCAAAUCUAUCCAGAUCAUUCCUUUACUUUACUUUACUUCCUUUUUCAUAGUGAUCAGAAAUCGUGACUCACACUUCCCGUUGUUUUCAUCCAUCUAGGCGCGGGCGUUGGUUGAAUUCAAUUCUGAGAAUGACAGGUGCAAUUCAAUUUUGUGACAUUUUGCCGUCUCCGUUUUCACCUGCUUAUUUUAAAAAGAGUCAAGUUGAAAUGAAAGACUGACGUCUUCUUGUGAUUUUGUGGUUCGCCAGAAAGAGCCGUGUGCAUUUCUUCUUCUUUUUCAUCGAGAAUACAUGAGCACAUCUCAUUAGGACAAGAGGCUCAGCGGAGAAAAUUCUCACGAGCAAAGCACAUGACUCACAUGCCCCGGCGUCGCUGAUUGGAUGAAUACAAAAAGGGGGAUUGGAGUGGGACAAAAGAAAGAGGAAGCAGAACAAAAACUGAGGGGGUUUCUUUUUUCCUUUUUCUACUCUAGGCAAAACAGCGUCAAUUAGACCGCCAGACCAAAUAAUAGAUAUUAUUACGAAAGCACAUUUCGUUUUUGAAUCUGAUGCGUCAUGAGUCACAAAAAAGAAAUUGGAUUGUUUUCCCUCAACUUUGAAUAGAACAAGAAUGCAAGAAUGUACAACUCUUUGUUGGGUUCAGAAAAAAGAGAAAGAAAGGGAGAAAGAGAAAAGUUGAUGCAUCAGAAGAGUAGGGGGUGAAUGCAUUUACAUGUUUUGGGGAGAAAAAAAGGUUCUACUCGAUUAUUCAUCCAUCAUUUCAGAGGGAGGCGCGGUCUUGAAUGGACAAGACAACAAAGCUAACAAAAAUGUGGAACUCGCGCACGGCGAGAAGGUCGGCAAUCUGGACGACUAUGUACGAGAAAUUUAAAUUGAUUGAUUUUGCAAGUCAUUAACUUUUCAGGACUUUGGAAAGGGCCAGGAGGAGGGUGUGGACAAGUCGAGCGAGCCAAAGAUGCUCGAGGACGAGUACCUCGAGUACAUGGUCCGCGAGAUGAACCAGCUCGAAGAAACGGAGAAGAAGCCUCAACCGAAGAGUUCGAAGCUUACUGAGAGCAAUCCAGAGUACGCCGAGUUUCUCAGAAUUCUUGAUAGUAUACCAGCUCCGAAACGUCCGGAACAAAAGGUUCCCCAGCCGCCCUUUGAACAUCAACCGAGUUCGGCUGAGUUCGAGAAGAACAAGGUCGCCUCCGAGCCAUUCGACCUGGACGAUCUUCUUCGAGGUAUGUUAUUGAGGAGGAACAAGCAUUUCUCGUCUUUUCUGUUUUGUUUUUCUGUGUGUGUGGGUGUGUGGUGUCUGCAUAGUGAAUACAACAAGUUGGCAACUAUCUCGUACCCCUGGGUGACUUCAGAUUUCCCAGAAUGCAUUGGAUUCAGAGAUCAAUUCUCUGAUUCACACUGUCGCAUGAAUAACAGAACUCUGAUGGUGGCACUUUUCCCGUGAGAGCUUCGGCGCCAGACUCCAUAAUAACAGGGCUGUUAUAGUUGACGUAGGUAGUAGGUAGAGAUGAUAGCACAGCUUUGAGUCGGGUCGUGUUUUCCUGAUCUCCAUCUUCCGCUCCCUUGUGACAUUUUCGAUGACAACUGAAACCAGAGCCCAUAUUCAGAGGGAACCCGAGUAGCGAGAAAAAGAGAGAGUGUGCUCGCUUCAAACAGAUGACGUGGGUGUGAGUGCGUUAAAAAGUUGAUGUUGCCUUCGCUUUCUUUCUCGCAGCACAGGAAGUCACACUUCCUGUCGAGUCGGCAAAUUGAAGCGAGCGCGAGAUGGACGGAGCAGAUUCUAAGGAAAUGGAACUCAUCAUCUCGUUUCCGAGAAAGCUCGUUCUUUUUUUGCGGUUUUCGGAAAGAGAGAGAGAACGAAGAAAGCGCGUGACCCUAUCGUCCUAUCCCUUUUCUUCAUUGCGCUAAAUAGCUUAUAAUUGAGUUCAUUUAAAGCCCGCUGCUUUUGAAAGCACAGGCCACACACACACACACACAAACACACAUACACAUUAAUGAAAGGAGUGACGUUGAGUUGGUUAGAGGCCUAAGACCAACCAGAAUGAGAUGAGCAUUUUUCAGGGGAACUGCUUCUGGAGCGGAAGCUCGCCCGGGAGGCCGAGUAUAAGCACUUUCUGAAGGUGCUGGAGGAGACUCCAAGAGCCGCCAAGGCCAACGUCGAGUCGCUGGAAAGUGCGAUGCAGACGGCUACCGGUGAGCCGCAGGUUCCGCAAAAGAAGGGACAGAACGAGUUCGUCUCGUUCGUCGAGCCAGAGCCGCAGCCGGCCAAGCAGACUGUCUCUGCCCAGAGCAUUGACAAACGCCGCCUGGCCACCUCUGCCGAGCUCACUGGAAAUGCCCCGAAAUACAGCUCGUCGAGCCUUCUUCUCCUGGCCGUUGGAACUGUGAUGUGCGUCGGACUUCUCGGAACCGCUGUUGGUGGAACCUACUACUACAAGUAAGCUAUUACAGUGACACCAUUCAAAACAUCGUCUUUGUAUCUUUCAGAAACAACCGUCGUGACGUGACCCCAGACGAUGGAGAGUAUGCCCCCUACGCCGGAACUGGCCCCGGAUUCCGCAAGAACAAGGUGAGAGUGACUUUUGAUCCGUAUUAGACUGGCUCAAAAUCUAAUUUGUCCAUAAAAAUGAGCAGUGCGCACGAGUGAGCUUCGGCCUAAUCCAUUAGCGCGGAUUACAUGGGGAGCACGAGAAAAGUGAUGCGAUUCGCUUCUCUUCUUUUCCGGUCGUGUCAUUAAUAUUCAUCGGAAGGGGGCUCAAUUUCACAUGACGGAAAUGAGUAUUUUGCAGGGAAAUAAGGGAGACGAGACUCUGGCCUACAAGGCUCAGCUUCACCAAUACCAGCAGGCGAAGCAAAAGAUUAUCUGCGGGGAGGAUGCUCCGGGAAUCAUCGAAUCGGACGGAGAAGACGGUGCGGAUGAGGAGAACAACUACAGUGUCUACGAGUGCCCGGGUCUUGCGCCAACCGGUGACAUCGAAGUUUGCAACCCGAACUUUGCUGCGAAACCCUAA
This is a messenger RNA of Caenorhabditis sp. 36 PRJEB53466, 7509 nucleotides long. Lineage: Eukaryota; Metazoa; Nematoda; Chromadorea; Rhabditida; Rhabditidae. The record is from the annotation of a GenBank genome assembly.